Molecule: messenger RNA, 4233 nt
Organism: Siniperca chuatsi (mandarin fish)
Lineage: Eukaryota; Metazoa; Chordata; Actinopteri; Centrarchiformes; Sinipercidae
Exons: 4
Coding region: 329-1174 (281 amino acids)
Molecular function (GO): serine hydrolase activity
Source: RefSeq, a predicted model, not a curated record
AUUCUUUUAGUGGAGUCUGUUUGCGGAGCUGUUCGUUUCCGAAGGAGGGCAGCAGCUCGCUUGAGAUUAGACUGUGCUAACUGCAGACAACACAUUUAUCAGAUGAAGAAGGCGAAGAGAAAGCUAGGAAAUGUAGAAGAGGGACAGGACGAUAGUUUUAACAACGGGGAAAACACUGACUUUGUUGACAGAGGAUUUGUGUUUAGUUUAGCUAAUUUACACUACUGACAGAAGAGCCAUCCUCAUUCAUCAGAUCAUCACUGGCACACAACUGAAAUCAGACACUCUUGUCACCUUUAAUCUACUGGGAAGCCUGACAGCAGCUACUAUGUUGGGCAGGACAGCCCUGAGCAGAGGCAUUACUGCCCACCGCCUCAGUAAGAAUGUCACUUUCUACAUAAAUGAAUUAGCAUCUCCAGUCUCAGGAUGUCAGGCCCAAGCCUCUAAAGACCACACACCCCUUAUGCUGAUGUUGCCAUGGUUGGGUUCGCGUCCCCAAGCUGUGGCCAAGUAUUGUGAAAUCUACUUCCGCACAGGCUUUGAUGUGCUUGUAGUGGAGAGUGAGGUGCAAGAGUUCCUGUGGCCUCGCUGGGGUCUGGAUCAUGGGAAGAGGUUGCUGGAGUUGCUCCAGAGUGAACGCUUUGUGUCCCGCCCACUGCUUGUCCAUGCCUUCUCUAUUGGGGGCUACACAUUUGCUCAGCUGCUGGUACAUGUGUCCCAGGACACACAGAAAUAUCAGGCGUUCACACAGAGGAUCAAAGGCCAAGUCUAUGAUAGCUUGGUGGUGGGCUCUCUGGAGACGAUGGCUGUAGGUCUAGGUAAGACUGUAUUUCCACGUUGGGAGAUACUGGUAAAACAAUUAAGCCUGUUAUACUUUGGCAUGUUCAGACGCCAAACGGUGGACUACUUUAACAGAAGCAUUGAUGCGUUUUGGAACACUCCCAUCACCGCUCCUGCGCUGUUCUUCUUUUGCGAGAACGAUCUGUUGAGCAACCCACGAGCUAUGGAGGAAGUGAUUGAUCGAUGGGAGAAGCGUGGGAUGGACAUCACAGCAAAGAAGUGGGAGGAUUCAACACAUGCAGGUCACCUAAAGAGGCACCCACAGGAGUAUCUGACCACCCUAGACAUGUUCCUCCAGUCACUCCGCAUCGCCCCGCUGAAGGCCAAAAUGUAAGGUGGUGUCAUUUAAGCAUAAUGCCAUAUUAGCUUGACUUUGCUUGUUUUCAGUUUAAUCUAAAAUAUUUGUUAGUCUGCAGUGUGUUACUGUAUCAGUGAUAAUUAGCAUAUAAAAUACAUUAAUUUAACUUGUAACGUGUAAUGUAGGUGGAGUAAUGGUAGUCAACUUUCAAUUCUGUUCAAUUUAAUUCAUAAAACAGGGCCUAUGUGCCCUGUUUUGUUGAAUUGUGUACUAAAAAAAUGUUUUACUAAAAAUGUUUUAUUCCUUGUUAAGCAUAAAAUGUGCAACUACAGUUGCACCAAUUGUUUCACCAUUGUCAGUUUAUAUUAAUGAUAUGAACGGCUUUAAACUUUGCAAGCACAGUGACAUCUGGUGGUUUGCACAGCUUAUAGCAGCCCUUCAAGACUGGGCCCAAAGCGCUAUAACACCUUGCUGAUUAUGAAGUUUCAGUGUCGUGUGCGCAAUAAAAGCAGCUACGUGUUAAAGUCAUACUCUUGCUCAGAAGUGCUGCAGUAAAAAAACAAGUUGCCACAUGUAAAUCCUGCUGCCCUUCUGUUAAAUACAGUUCACACAGAAGACAACGUUCAUGAAGUUCUGCACAUUUGCUGUUACUGUAAGUGUGUCUUUCCAGGGAAAAUUCUGUGACACUUCCUUCUUUAUCCUUGGUUCCUCUGUCAAGGGACACAGUACUGUUACAUAAAUUGUUUAGGCACAGUGGCUUUAACUGGCUUUGCUAAUAGUUGAUUGUACUCAUCUCGGGAAGUAAACUUACUGAAUUGCUUCUUUGAGUAAGUUGCAUAUUGAAGUUGUACCAUUUGUAUUUCUCACAUUGGCACUGUCACAGUGAACACAGGGAAAUGAAAUGUAGCAUUUUACUUGUGAAACCAGCCAGCGUGUAUCAUCGAAUGUCAGUGUGAAGAAAUCUCCCUUUCCAGUUUCUUGUCAGUAACCUCACAUCUUGGAAGGAUUUUGUGUAUAUAGUCAGAAAGGAGAUUUACAGUGCCUACACUUCAGUACUCAUAAUUUACAUUGAGAAGCAGAAAAUGCAAGUUGUUUCCAGAAGCCAUUGUGCAUGCACUGUUUUCUACUUUUUCCUAAGCUAAAACCUAAAUGUAUCACCGCAGCCUUUCAUGCAGUGCAUCCGGAAAGUAUUCACAGCACUUCACUUUAUCCACAUUUGUUAUGUUAUAGCCUUAUUUCAAAAUAGAUUAGUCAUUAUUUUCCUCAAUUCUACAAACAAUACCCCAUAAUGACAACGUGAAAGAAGUUUGUUUGAAAUCUUUGCAAAUUUAUAAAAAAAAUUCUUUGCAGGACCUCUCAAGCUCCAUCAGGUUGAAUGGGGUCAUUUUCAGAUCUCUCCAGAGAUGUUCAAUCAGGUUUAAGUCUGGGCUCUGGCUGGGCCACUCAAGGACAUUCACAGAGUUGACCCGUAGCCACUCCUUUGUUAUCUUGGCUGUGUGCUUAGGGUCGUUGUCCUGUUGGAAGAUGAACCGUCCCCCUAGUCUGAGGUCCAGAGCAGGUUUUAUUCAAGGAUGUCUCUACAUUGCUACAUUCAUCUUUCCCUCGAUCCUGACUAGCCUCCCAGUUCCUGCCACUGAAAAACAUCCCCACAGCAUGAUGCUACCACCACCUUGCUUCACUGUAGGGAUGGUAUUGGUCAGGUGAUGAGCGGUGCCUGGUGUCCUCCAGACAUGACGCUUGCCAUUCAGGCCAAAGAGUUCAAUCUUUGUUUCAUCAGACCAGAGAAUUUUGUUUCUCAUGGUUUGAGAGUCCUUCAGGUGCCUUUUGGCAAACUCCAAGCAGGCUGUCUUGUGCCUUUUACUGAGGAGUGGCCUCCGUCUGGCCCCUCUACCAUACAGGCCUGAUUGGUGGAGUGCUGCAGUGAUGGUUGUUUUUCUGGAAGGUUCUCCUCUCUCCACAGAGAAACUGAGCUCUGUCAGAGUGACCAUCGGGUUCUUGGUCACCUCUCUGACUAAGGCCCUUCUCCCCUGAUCGCUCAGUUUGGCCGGGCGGCAAGCUCUAGGAAGAGUCCUGGUGGUUUCAAACUUCUUCCAUUUACGGAUGAUGGAGGCCACUGUGCUAAUUGGGACCUUCAAUGCUGCAGAAAUGUUUCUGUACCCUUCCCCAGAUCUGUGCCUCGAUACAAUCCUGUCUCAGAGGUCUACAGACAAUAACUUGGACUUCUUGGCUCGGUUUGUGCUCUGACAUGCACUGUUAACUGUGGGACCUCAUAUAGACAGGUGUGUGCCUUUCCAAAUCAUGUCCAAUCAACUGAAUUUACCACAGGUGGACUCCAAUCAAGUUGUAGAAACAUCUUAAGUAUGAUCAGUGGAAACAGGAUGCGCCUGAGCUCAAUUUUGAGUGUCAUGGCAAAGGUUGCGAAUACUUAUAUACAGGUUUUUUAUUUUUAAUACAUUUGCAAAGAUUUCAAACAAACUUCUUUCACGUUGUCAUUAUGGGGUGUUGUUUGUAGAAUUUUGAGGAAAAUAAUGAAUUUAAUCUAUUUAGGAAUAAGGCUGUAACAUAACAAAAUGUGAAUAAAGUGAAGCGCUGUGAAUACUUUCCGGAUGCACUGUAUUUACACAAACAACUCCAGGGACCAAUGAUUCUUUUGAUGGUCUAUCGGUGCUUAGAAGAAUAUUUCUUCUUCCGCAAGAAAUUCCACCAUGUUGGUGUGACGGUGCUGAACAAAACACCAUAUGAUAGUACCAUAAUACAUUCAAGAGUUCAUAUGGCCUCUUGAGACAGAGAUGGCAUAAUGAGCCUCAGUGGUAAAUCUGUAUAAAUGAACAGUGCUUUCACAAACUACCAAAGCAGCAAGUAAUCAGUUAUACUUGAAAAAUGUUAAUAUCUGAUAAAUGUUAGCUUAGAUUUCCAUUGUGCUCAUUUCCAAAUGUCUGUUGAAGAUGGUUGUUGAACUUGAAACGGUGCCUCUGAUAUUGUAAAGCUUUGUGUCUCAUAACUUGAACAUUUUUUAAAUUGCAAACACAUUUUUGUUUUCUCUUGCCUUGUGUGUGGUUUGGAAAUAAAGGUAUCUUGUUUGAGGUGUGAUGUUA